Molecule: messenger RNA, 927 nt
Organism: Peronospora farinosa
Lineage: Eukaryota; Oomycota; Peronosporomycetes; Peronosporales; Peronosporaceae
Source: the annotation of a GenBank genome assembly
AUGGCGACAAGUCAGAGCGAAUUGGAUCGACAGAUUGAGCAACUUAAGCGUUGUGAAUACCUAAAGGAGUCGGAAGUGAAAGCAUUAUGUCAAAAGGCACGUGAGAUUCUCGUAGAUGAGAGUAAUGUACAGCGUAUUGACGCCCCCGUAACGAUUUGUGGUGACAUCCAUGGUCAAUUUUAUGAUCUUAAAGAGUUAUUCAAUGUUGGAGGUGAAUGUCCCGAGACGAAUUACCUCUUCAUGGGUGACUUUGUCGACCGUGGGUUUUACAGUGUGGAAACGUUCUUAUUGUUACUUGCACUCAAGGUGCGAUACCCGGACCGUAUUACGCUCAUUCGUGGCAACCAUGAGAGUCGUCAGAUUACACAAGUCUAUGGCUUUUAUGAUGAGUGUCUACGCAAGUAUGGCUCGGUGAAUGUGUGGCGAUACUGCACGGAAAUCUUUGAUUAUUUAAGUCUAUCAGCUAUUAUCGAGGACAAAAUCUUCUGUGUGCACGGUGGUCUGUCACCGUCGAUCAACACGUUGGAUCAGAUUCGUAUCAUUGAUCGUAAACAGGAAGUCCCGCAUGACGGUGCAAUGUGUGACCUUAUGUGGUCCGAUCCGGAGGACAUUGAUGGUUGGGGACUCAGUCCUCGCGGUGCUGGAUAUUUGUUUGGUGGUGACGUUGUGGAGAAGUUCAACCAGACGAACGAUAUUCAGCUGAUAUGCAGAGCACAUCAGCUAGUCAUGGAAGGGCACAAGUCCAUGUUCAACAACGCACUGGUGACGGUCUGGUCAGCGCCCAACUACUGCUACCGAUGCGGCAAUGUCGCGGCUAUCUUGGAGCUUGACGAGAACUUGGAGCAGCGGUUCAAGAUUUUCGAAGCGGCUCCGCAAGAUGCACGUGGUGUGCCUGCCAAGAAGCCAGCUCCAGACUAUUUCCUGUAG